Molecule: messenger RNA, 978 nt
Organism: Planococcus citri (citrus mealybug)
Lineage: Eukaryota; Metazoa; Arthropoda; Insecta; Hemiptera; Pseudococcidae
Product: dolichyldiphosphatase 1-like
Exons: 6
Coding region: 128-829 (233 amino acids)
Molecular function (GO): sphingosine-1-phosphate phosphatase activity
Source: RefSeq, a predicted model, not a curated record
GUAAAUGUGAUAAGAUAACGCUAAUCGUAAAAAAUCGAAUAAUGUAGCAAAAAUCAUGAUUUUUUAUUAAUUAGCUGUAUAUUUAAGUAAUUUAUUAAGUAAUAUUUAUUAUAAUAUAACGUUUGCAAUGACCGAAGACGAAAUAGAUUGGGUACCGUUGAAAAUCUCAGCCAUUGAGUACCCCAAAGGCGAUUUCAUUGGUAAAUUUUUAGCGUUGAUUAGUCUAUCGCACAUUGGCAUAUUUGCUGGCUUCGUUACCUUGAUAACUUUCAGAAGGGAUUUGCAUACUAUAACAUUAUUUAUCGGAGUAUUACUUAAUGAACUAAUAUGUAUGACAUUGAAGUACAUAAUAGCCGAACCUAGGCCAUACAUUCGUAACAAUGAUCAAUUGUAUAGCGAAUAUGGGAUGCCUUCUUCCCAUGCUACAAUGAUGUUCUAUCUAUCAACGUAUAUGUUUUAUUUCAUGUUCAUUAGAACGAACUACGUGAAAGUAGAUUUUAUCACACAUUUAUGGAAAAUAUUAAUAACAACGAUGUUUUUCGUAUGGGCCAUUAUGAUGGCAAUUAGCAGAGUGUACUUGAAGUACCAUUCAAUUGAACAAGUCGUAUGCGGUGCCAUAGUAGGAAUAAUAUUUGGAACAGUUUGGUUUGUUGUCACCCAGUUUUUCCUUACUCCUUUGUAUCCUGCUAUUGUAUCAUGGAGGAUUUCAGAAUUCCUGCUGAUUCGAGAUACGACUCUAAUUCCGAAUAUAUUAUGGUUCGAGUACACCAGUGCUAGAUUAGAAGAUAGAACCAGACGGUAUAAAUGUGGUUCGAGAAAAUCUCAAUAAUAAUUUGUUGCAUUUUUUUCAUCUACUUAUUUAGUUAUUUUGAUUCUGUUCUUAUUGUAAUUUUUUUUGUGUUUUUUUCACUGCUAUCGUGUAGAUUUUAUUUGUAAUGUUUUAAUUUGAAAAAAAAAUAAUAACAAUUUUAAAUUAUU